AUGCAUAUCCGCUCACUCUCGCAAUCGCUCUGUGGUCACGCCCACUCUUCAACCUCUCCGCCAAUCAGAGAGCACGUUUUCAUGUCGCAGCACGCUUGCUAGCGGAAGUAGCAGUGGCACCACAGUUGGCACAAACAACCUCAGUCUUGAUAAAUAGGAUGGAGGUGGAUCAGCUGCUGUCUCUCUCAGGUUCAGCACUGGCUCAGGCCAUCAGCUCUCUGCUGGAAACCCCAGGCCUCUAUGUUUUCUCAGACAUACUAGAACUGCCCAACGUCCGCGAGCUGGAGACGGGUCCCCACGCACCAGUGUACCAGCUUCUCAAUCUUUUUGCGUAUGGAACCUACUGCGACUAUAAAGAGAGGGCAGCCUCACUUCCUGAACUCACACCCGCCCAGAAGAACAAACUCCGUCACCUGUCAAUCAUCAGCCUGGCCUCCAAUCUAAAGUGUCUGCCGUAUUCACUACUGCUCCAGCAGUUAGAGCUGAAGAAUGUGCGUGAGCUGGAAGACCUGCUGAUCGAGGCUGUUUACAGUGACAUUAUCCAUGGGAAGCUGGACCAGAGGAACCAGCAGGUCGAGGUAGAUUGCAGUAUAGGUCGCGACCUGGGCCCCAACGAAUUACCCAACAUUGUCAACACACUGCAGGAGUGGUGUGCAGGCUGUGAAGCAGUUCUGUGUGGCAUUGAGGAGCAAGUGUCAAGAGCCAAUCAGUACAGAGAGAGCCAGCUCAAGGUCAAAGUUCAAGUGGAAACAGAGGUAUCAAACCUACAAAAAACCCUCAAGGCAAGUUCUGCUUCCCCAUCAUCUGGCCCCGCCCCUGCUGGAGCAGCAUCCAAUCAAGAUGCAGACCAGCCAGCUGAGCCAAGAGACCCCGCCUCCUCUCAGGAACCACGGCAACCAGGAAAAAAGAGCUCAAAGGUCAAAGGGCUUCGUGGGAGCGGAAAGAUUUGGUCAAAGUCGAAUUGAUCUCAAGCCCUGAGUUCAAUCUUCAGUUACCCACUCACAGACAGAUAUUUUGUGGACUGCUUGCUUGGAUAGACAGAUAAAUACCACUUUGCCAGUUCUCAGACACAAUCCACCAUCAUAGUCUAAUACAACUUUUACACAACGCUGGGUGCGUGUUUAUGUACAUGUGUGCUGUAAAUGUCAUUUAAUUUGACUCAUACUCCUUUUCCUUUGCGUGUUUGUUUUUUGUUCAUUAUUAAAUCUGGAUGUAAAUUGAUGAAGCCAAUGAAUAAAUGAUAUCCAUCUGUCA
Cyprinus carpio (common carp) is the source of this 1254-nucleotide messenger RNA. RefSeq names its product COP9 signalosome complex subunit 7a. Gene Ontology annotation, cellular component: COP9 signalosome. The record is from RefSeq and is a predicted model, not a curated record. NCBI's taxonomy places the organism in Eukaryota, Metazoa, Chordata, Actinopteri, Cypriniformes, Cyprinidae. Gene Ontology annotation, biological process: COP9 signalosome assembly.